GGCAAGAAAAAAGUGUUUGGAUAGUCGGCUCAUCCAUUAUCAAGUGUCCUUUUCAACGAGCGAGCCUUUCCCCUGAAAAAUCUCAUUUGGGUCUUAGACGUCUUAAUUAUCACAUCCUUUGGCAGGGCAAGGGUGGCCUAAUUUGGAAAAAACUGUUUCCCCGCAUUCAGCUACUACUAAGGUAUGAACUAUCACCUGAUGUUUUAAUUGUUCACUGUGGUGGUAAUGAUAUAGGUAACGUACCCUUACUUGAUCUACGCGUAAUGAUGAAAGAAACAAUUCAAAUGAUUCAGUCUAAACCUCCAAAUACUAUCAUGGGGUGGUCACAUAUUCUUCCAAGAUCUUCAUGGCGCUACAGUAAGAAUGUUAAAUCUCAAAAUCUGGCAGUCAAAAGAAUUAACAGUUUUAUGAGCAAAUUGUUUGUUGUUAAUAAUGGUUUUUAUAUAAGUUAUCCCGAGAUAUCUUUGGAUUCUAACGGAUUAUUCAUUAAAGAUGGUGUUCAUCUUUCCGACCAUGGCAAUGACAUAUUCCUAUAUAAUUUACAAAGUAAAUUGCAACAAGUCUGCUCUUCCAAUGGCGAACAAUGGGCCCGUAUCAGCAUUGCUCUUCAAAGAGAAGGUGAUGAAAUCCUGGCAGACAGGGCUGGCAUCAGAUGCUGA
This is a messenger RNA of Saccostrea cuccullata (small rock oyster), 659 nucleotides long. RefSeq lists its product as uncharacterized. The transcript has 2 exons. The annotation marks the transcript as partial. The record is from RefSeq and is a predicted model, not a curated record. Lineage: Eukaryota; Metazoa; Mollusca; Bivalvia; Ostreida; Ostreidae.